AUGGAUUCAAGCAAUAAUUCAGUCGUUACUGAAUUCAUUCUGCUGGGCCUGUCUAAUUCUUGGGAACUCCAACUCUUCCUCUUCUUUGUUUUUUCUGUGCUUUAUGGAGCUGCAGUACUAGGAAACCUCCUCAUUAUUCUCACCGUAAUCACAGACUCGUGCUUACAUACCCCCAUGUACUUCCUCCUUAGUAAUCUCUCCUUCAUUGAUAUGUGUCAGGCUACAUUUGCCACCCCUAAGAUGAUCGCAGACUUCCUCAGUAAACACAAAAGCAUCACCUUCCAGGGAUGCAUGUCACAGAUCUUUUUCUUGCAUGUCUUUGGAGGUAGUGAGAUGGUGCUUCUUGUUGCUAUGGCCUAUGACAGAUAUAUUGCAAUCUGCAAGCCUCUGCACUACAUGACCAUCAUGAGCCGAAAGGUGUGCACUGUUCUGGUGGGGGUCUCCUGGGCCAUAGGCAUCCUGCACUCUGCCAGUCACCUGGCGUUCACAGUCAAUCUUCCUUUUUGUGGCCCUAACAAGGUAGACAAUUUCUUUUGUGACCUCCCCCUCGUGAUCAAGCUUGCCUGCUUAGACACAUACAUUUUAGAGAUCCUGGUCCUCACCAACAGUGGCCUGCUCUCACUUAUCUGCUUCCUCCUUUUGCUUGUCUCCUACACUGUCAUCCUUGCUACAGUCCAUCGCCAAGCCUCUGGAGGGACCUCCAAGGCCCUUUCCACAUUGUCCGCCCAUGUAACUGUUGUAGUUCUGUUUUUCGGUCCAUUAAUAUUCAUAUACAUUUGGCCCUUUGAAAGCUUCCCAAUUGAUAAAUUUAUCUCUGUGUUCUUUACUGUCUUCACUCCUCUUCUCAACCCCAUGAUUUACACACUGAGGAAUAAAGACGUGAAGGAAGCUGUGAAGAAGCUUAGGAACCGACAUAUAGGUUCCAAGCAUGAUUUUUAA
Messenger RNA from Erinaceus europaeus (western European hedgehog), 939 nucleotides. RefSeq names its product olfactory receptor 4K1-like. Gene Ontology annotation, molecular function: G protein-coupled receptor activity; olfactory receptor activity. Bases 1 to 939 code for a protein of 312 amino acids. Gene Ontology annotation, biological process: G protein-coupled receptor signaling pathway. The record is from RefSeq and is a predicted model, not a curated record. Lineage: Eukaryota; Metazoa; Chordata; Mammalia; Eulipotyphla; Erinaceidae. Gene Ontology annotation, cellular component: membrane. The transcript has 2 exons.